Molecule: messenger RNA, 2298 nt
Organism: Trichoderma reesei QM6a
Lineage: Eukaryota; Fungi; Ascomycota; Sordariomycetes; Hypocreales; Hypocreaceae
Product: glycoside hydrolase family 3
Exons: 6
Coding region: 1-2298 (765 amino acids)
Biological process (GO): glucan catabolic process
Molecular function (GO): beta-glucosidase activity
Source: RefSeq, a predicted model, not a curated record
AUGCGGCUGUGUGACUUAUCCAGCCUUGCGAGCUGGGUCCUCGUGACAGUAGCUCUGCCUUCGAGCGGCGCUGCUGCCAAAGGCGUCUCGCAAAUACCUUCAACACAUUCAAGUCAAAGCAAAGGAAAUGGACCGUGGGCUCACGCGUAUCGUCGCGCCGAGAAGUUAGUGCGACAAAUGACACUCGAAGAAAAGGCCAACAUCACGCGCGGAUUCACCGGCGACAAUGUCUGUGCCGGCAACACUGGCUCUGUUCCUCGCCUGGGAUGGCCCGGCAUGUGUGUCCACGAUGCCGGCAACGGAGUUCGCGCAACCGACUUGGUCAAUUCUUAUCCCUCUGGCAUCCACGUCGGGGCGAGCUGGGAUCGAAACCUGACGUACGAGAGGGGGCUUCAUAUGGGCGGGGAGUUCAAAGCAAAAGGAGUCAACGUCCCACUCGGUCCCAAUGCUGGCCCGCUAGGGCGAACACCUCUGGGUGGUCGAAACUGGGAGGGUUUCUCCAUCGAUCCGUAUCUCUCUGGCCAAUUGAACGCAGAGACAAUCACUGGAAUGCAAGAUGCCGGAGUGAUUGCGAACAUCAAGCAUUUCAUCGCCAACGAACAAGAGACGCUUCGGCGUCCCUACUUUGGUGUCGAAGCUGUUUCUGCAAAUAUCGAUGACAGAACCCUACACGAAUACUAUCUCUGGCCCUUUAUGGAUAGUGUGCAUGCUGGCGUGGGAUCCGUCAUGUGCUCCUAUAACAGGAUCAACAACACGUACGGAUGCAUGAACGACAAGCUUAUGAACGGAAUUCUCAAGGCUGAAUUGGGCUUUCAAGGUUUCGUCAUGCUUGACUGGAAUGCUCAGCACGAUCUGCAAAGCGCCAAUGCCGGACUCGACAUGGUGAUGCCCCUCGGUGGUUCUUGGGGCAAGAAUCUGACAGAUGCUGUUGCAAACGGGACGGUCAGCGAGUCUCGGAUUACGGACAUGGCCACGAGGAUCAUUGCUGCAUGGUACUUAGUCGGUCAAGAUGGCAACAACUUUCCAGUACCGGGCAUCGGCUUGAAACAGCUCACGAAACCGCACGAGCAAGUCGACGCACGCGAUCCCGCAUCGAAGCCCGUGCUUCUGGAGGGCGCCAUUGCAGGACACGUUCUAGUCAAGAACGAAAACAAUGCGCUACCGUUCAACAAGAAGCUAACCAUGAUCUCCGUCUUUGGCUACGAUGCUACGAUCCCACGCACAAAGAAUACCGACAUUCUUUUCCAGCUCGGAUAUACCUCUUCGCCGGAGAUGGCUCAGGCCGUACUUGGCAAUGAGGCGCAUUUCGACCAGGCAGCAAAGGGAGGGACAAUUAUGACUGGCGGGCGAGCUGGCGCAAACGCUCCAUCAUACAUCGACGAUCCGCUUGCUGCUAUCCAACGUCGAGCCCGCAAAGAUGAUACUUGGGUAAAUUGGGACCUGGACUCCUUCAAUCCGGAAGUCAAUGCUGCUUCAGAUGCUUGCUUGGUCUUCAUCAAUGCCAUCGCAACAGAGGGCUGGGACCGUGACGGCCUCCAUGACGAUUUUAGUGACGGCCUUGUCUUGAAUGUAGCCGCCAACUGCUCCAACACGAUUGUCGUCGUUCACGCCGCGGGCACUCGCCUGGUUGACCAAUGGAUUGAGCAUCCCAAUGUUACUGCCGCCGUCAUCGCGCAUCUUCCAGGCCAGGACAGCGGUAGAGCCCUCGUGAAGCUUCUUUAUGGCGAAGCCAACUUCUCUGGCAAACUUCCCUAUACAAUUGCCAAGAACGAGAGCGAUUACUCAGUUUACACCCCAUGCCAGCGACGCUCUCCCGAAGACACCGAUCCCCAGUGCGAUUUCACCGAAGGCGUCUAUCUCGAUUAUCGCGCUUUUGAUGCGAACAACAUGACUCCCCGCUUCGAGUUCGGAUACGGGCUCAGCUACACGUCGUUCAAUUACUCAGCUCUCUCCAUCAAAAAGGCAAAGGGCCUUCGGCAGUCAAGGUGUACCGACGAUCUUUGGCAAGCCGCUGCACAAGUCACCGCAAGCAUCACCAACAGUGGCGGCAUGUCUGGAAGUGAGGUUGCGCAGCUGUACUUGGCCAUUCCAAAUAGCCCGCCAAAGCAAUUGCGCGGAUUCAACAAACUGUUGCUGCGUCCACAUGAGUCUGGAACUGUUCACUUUGGACUCACGAAGCGAGACUUAAGUGUUUGGGAUGUUGUUUCUCAGUCGUGGGUUAUUCAGGAGGGUGAGUACAAGGUAUUUGUUGGGGCGAGCAGCCGCGAUAUUCGACUCAGUGGAAAACUGCAUAUUUAG